This is a messenger RNA of Phytophthora sojae, 405 nucleotides long. RefSeq lists its product as hypothetical. The coding region runs from base 1 to 405 and encodes 134 amino acids. NCBI's taxonomy places the organism in Eukaryota, Oomycota, Peronosporomycetes, Peronosporales, Peronosporaceae. The record is from RefSeq and is a predicted model, not a curated record. The transcript has a single exon.
AUGCGGACGAUUGUGCCCCUCCUCUUGGUGGCGAUCGCCUCCCUCGCGAGCUGUAGCAACCUGGCAGUCGCAGAGAGGGCUAUUCAAGACGCCAAGGGCCUCCAGAAUGACAACACAGCUCGCCACCUUAAAGGAACCCCUAAGCGCCACGUGGCCGACGAGGAAGAGCGAGGGGCGGCGACGCAGGUUAUCAGCAAGCUAAAGUCCAUCCUGGGCAGUAACCCGGACAAGAAGAAGCUGGACAAGGUCCGCUCGUACGCCGAGGAGAACCCCGACAAGUGGCUGGUCAUGUCCUACUACCUCGAUUACGUCUACGGCAUCUCGUUCUUGGCGCUUCUAGCCGGCGGUGCGAUUUGGGGCUACAGCCCGCGCCCGGCCGGACACGGAGGCCCAAACACCAACUAA